Molecule: messenger RNA, 1087 nt
Organism: Lemur catta (Ring-tailed lemur)
Lineage: Eukaryota; Metazoa; Chordata; Mammalia; Primates; Lemuridae
Gene: SLC10A2
Product: solute carrier family 10 member 2
Exons: 6
Coding region: 1-1026 (341 amino acids)
Biological process (GO): bile acid and bile salt transport
Cellular component (GO): apical plasma membrane
Molecular function (GO): bile acid:sodium symporter activity
Source: RefSeq, a predicted model, not a curated record
AUGAAUAAUUCUACGGGCUGUUUGGCCAAUGCAACAGUUUGCAAUGGUUCAUCUUGUGUGGUAGCUGACAGCAAUUUCAAUACCAUUCUGAGUGUGGUCCUGAGUACUGUGCUGACCAUCCUGCUGGCCUUGGUGAUGUUCUCCAUGGGAUGCAAUGUGGAAAUCAAGAAAUUCCUAGGACACAUCAAGCGGCCGUGGGGCAUCUGUGUGGGCUUCCUCUGUCAGUUUGGAAUCAUGCCCCUCACGGGAUUCAUCCUGUCGGUGGCCUUUGACGUCCUCCCCGUCCAGGCUGUGGUGGUUCUCAUCAUGGGCUGCUGCCCUGGAGGCACCACCUCCAAUAUCUUGGCCUAUUGGGUUGAUGGUGACAUGGACCUGAGCGUCAGCAUGACCACAUGUUCCACCCUGCUCGCCCUGGGAAUGAUGCCGCUGUGCCUCCUCAUCUAUACCAAAAUGUGGGUCGACUCUGGGACCAUAGUAAUUCCCUAUGAUAGCAUAGGUACUUCUUUGGUUGCUCUCGUUGUUCCUGUUGCCUGUGGUAUGUUUGUUAAUUACAAAUGGCCCCAAAAAGCGAAGAUCAUACUUAAAGUUGGGUCCAUUGCAGGUGCAGUCCUCAUUGUGCUCAUAGCUGUGGUUGGAGGAAUAUUGUACCAAGGUGCCUGGAUCAUCGCUCCCAAACUGUGGAUUAUAGGGACAAUAUUUCCUGUGGCCGGGUAUAGCCUGGGGUUUCUCCUGGCUAGAAUAGCUGGUCAGCCCUGGUACAGGUGCCGAACAGUCGCCUUUGAAACAGGCAUGCAGAACACUCAGCUGUGCUCCACCAUCGUGCAGCUCUCCUUCACCACCGAGGAGCUCAACCUCGUCUUCACCUUCCCGCUCAUCUACAGCAUUUUCCAGCUCGUCUUCGCAGCGAUAUUCUUGGGCUGUUAUUUCGCAUACAAGAAAUGUCGUGGAGAAAAUAAUGCAGAAUUUCUACAAAGCAAAGACACCAAAACAGAGUCCGAGACAUCAAUUUAUAAGAUGAAUGGAUGAUUUCAACCAGAUGAAAAGUGGACACCAAGCAGACAAAACAGAAGAGUUCUAAAGAACAUUC